Messenger RNA from Helicoverpa zea (corn earworm), 1850 nucleotides. RefSeq names its product pickpocket protein 28-like. The coding region runs from base 1 to 1707 and encodes 568 amino acids. Lineage: Eukaryota; Metazoa; Arthropoda; Insecta; Lepidoptera; Noctuidae. Gene Ontology annotation, molecular function: ligand-gated sodium channel activity. The transcript is spliced from 14 exons. The record is from RefSeq and is a predicted model, not a curated record. Gene Ontology annotation, cellular component: membrane. Gene Ontology annotation, biological process: sodium ion transmembrane transport.
AUGGAUACCGAUAAAGGCACAGUUACACAAACUAGUCCAAGUAAAGAUGAAGAACGUAAGCUCAGAAGAAAAAGACAGAGACGUCAAUUUGGCAAUGUGUGCGUCGAGUACACGCAAAGCACAUCGCUGCAGGGCCUGCCGUUCUUGACUAAGGAAGGACUUACUAUGACUGAGAGAAUAUUUUGGCUUCUCACAAUUAUUGCGAGUCUCAUAAUGUGUGGGUAUUUGAUUGAAGAUGUAUGGACCAAGUGGCAGACCAGUCCCGUCAUAGUUACUGUGAGCGAGCAACUUGUUCCUGUUAUAAAGGUACCUUUGCCGUCAAUUACAAUUUGUCCUCAAGCAAAAUGUAAGUUGUCGGUUUAUAACUACAGCCGUGUGGUGGACGAUUAUGUCCAUGGUCGGUAUUCUAAAACACCCCUGGAAGAAAGGUAUAAGUGGUCGGGAAUUACUCUACUUUGUCCCAAAAAUAUGCGUACUGGACCCAGGACUUCUAGGAGACAAAACUCUACUACAAUGAAACAAAUAAAUGAGGUAGCCUUAGACUACAGGGACGUCUUUAAGUUAUGCAAUAUAAACGACGAAUAUGCGGACUGUAGAGAACUGUUUUCGAAAGUGCUGACAGCUUCAGGAGUCUGUUUUACAAUGAAUGUGUUAGCAGCCGAAGAAAUACUACACUUGGAAAAAUUACAGCAAGAUUUUUCAUAUUUGAGUUCUACAAGGCCCUCGCAGAAUUGGUCGAUUGAACGCGGAUAUCUGAGUGGAUUCGAUUCUCAAGAAGUUUACCCUAUUCGAGGAUUGGCAUCUGAUACUAGAGCAACAGUGACCAUAAAGUUUCAGCAAAGAUUGGACGACCACGAUGGUCUAUGCCACGGCCCGUCUCCAGGGUUCCAGGUGCACGUGCAGCACCCGGCGGAGUGGCCGCAGACCUCGCUGUACACACAGACCCUCAACGUCAACGAGCAAGCCGUGCUGGCGCUCAGCUUCAGUAUAAUGAACACUUCGGAGGCAUUGAGGAGUUACCGGCCAGAAUUACGACAAUGCUAUUUUCCUGGAGAACGUCAGUUGAAGUACUUUAAAAUAUACACAGCUAAGAAUUGUAGAGUGGAAUGUUUGGCAAACAUUACUUUAGAGCUUUGCGAAUGUGUUCCAUUUUAUCUGCCUCAUAACGACAGUGACCAGAUUUGUGGAGUAACAUACAAACUGUGUACAGAAGCAGCGGAAGAAACAAUGGCACAACGCGAAGCCAAUGUCGACGCGCCGGAUAGAUGCAAAUGCCUCGAAUCGUGCAAUGCAAUAACAUACGACUCACAACUCCUAAGAACUGGUCGUUACCAAGAUAUCUGGAAUCCUUCACUUCAAGGCAAUAACUUUUAUGAAACAUUACCUCAAAAUCUAUCGGGGGUCCAUUAUUCAGAGCUGAAGGUAUUCUACAAGAGCCCGCAGUUCAUAUCGAUGCGUCGAUCGGAGUUGUUCGGCGUGACUGACUUCCUCGCCAACUGUGGUGGUCUACUGGGAUUGUUUCUCGGUUUCUCAUUCUUGAGCUUGGUGGAAAUCAUAUACUUUUUCACACUCAGGCUCUGCUGUGCAUUAAGAAAGGAUCGAAAACAACAGAAAAAAAACUCCUUGGAGAAAAAUGAAGGUCAUGAAUUAACUGAAGAGUGUUUGCCAUCGGUUUGUAAAAAAACUCCAAAUUAUCGUAUUGACUAGAAUCAUAUUUUUAAUAUUUAACCUUUACUAAAUAAUUAUUUUAUUACUUACUCAAGUUUAGGCCUAAAGUGUAAUUUUGAGUCUUGUCUAGUCCCAUGUGCCUAUACAUUUUAUCUUGAUUAAAUAAAUGUGCUUAUAAAGUA